Molecule: messenger RNA, 252 nt
Organism: Dovyalis caffra
Lineage: Eukaryota; Viridiplantae; Streptophyta; Magnoliopsida; Malpighiales; Salicaceae
Source: the annotation of a GenBank genome assembly
AUGGGUCUAAAUCUUCCAUCACAAAACUCAGCAAGAGCAUCAAUAUAUUCCCAGCUUUAUGAGGAUAUUUGCGUUUCUCUAGAAUUUUCUAAUGGGGUACCUUCACCAUCUGAAGAAAUGUUAUGUAACUCGAAUUACUUAGAAUGGCCAUUGGUCUACUGGUGUGAUGGAUCACAAGACAAAGCCAUCAAUGGUAAGCAAAAGUUCGAAGAUCUCAAUGGACAAACAGUCACAUCUAGCAGUAACCCUUGA